AUGCAGGCUCUUGCAAAGCGCAGGGUUCCGAAAAUGUUCUACGACUAUGCGGAUACCGGGUCAUGGACACAAAGCACCUACCGGGAAAACGAAGCAGCGCUGCAACGCCAGAAGCUGCGUCAACGUGUUGCCCGCAACAUCGACAACCGUUCGGUCAAGUCGACCAUGAUCGGUCGGGAAGUCGCCAUGCCGGUCGCGUUGGCGCCCGUCGGGCUCACCGGCAUGCAACACGCGGACGGCGAAAUUCUCGCGGCACAGGCGGCUGAAGAAUUCGGUAUCCCCUUUACGCUGUCCACAAUGAGCGUUUGCUCGAUCGAGGACGUUGCGGAGCACACCAAGACCCCCUUCUGGUUCCAGCUCUAUGUCAUGCGCGACAGGGGAUUUUCGGAAAACCUGAUGCAAAGGGCAACCGCGGCGGAUUGUUCGGCACUUGUGCUGACGCUCGACCUCCAGGUGCUUGGCCAACGCCAUCAGGAUCUCAAGAACGGCCUGAGCACACCACCCAAACCAAAGCCGAGCGUCCUUGUCGAUCUCGCAUUCAAGCCAUUCUGGUGCUGGAACAUGCUUCAGACAAAGCGCAGGGAAUUCGGCAACAUUCACGGGCACGUGGCUGGUGUCGACGACAUGUCGUCGCUCGCUGAGUGGACGAACAGCCAGUUCGACCCGACACUUGACUGGUCUUCGGUCGAGUGGGUCAAGAAACACUGGGAUCGCAAACUGAUCCUGAAAGGCAUCAACGAUGUCGAGGAUGCAAAAAUCGCUGCCGGCCUCGGUGUGGAUGCGAUCGUGGUCUCCAACCAUGGCGGACGUCAGUUGGACGGUGCUCUGGCCUCCUAUGACGUCCUUGGCGACAUCGUCGACGCGGUCGGGGACAAGAUCGAAGUUCAUUUCGACGGUGGGAUCCGCUCAGGACAGGACGUCUUCAGAGCGGUCGCAAUGGGUGCUCACAGUACCUAUAUCGGCCGGGCCUACAUCUAUGGCCUCGGCGCAAUGGGCAAGGCUGGCGUGACCAAGGUUCUGGAGAUGAUCCACAAGGAACUGGACGUGACAAUGGGCCUUUGCGGCGAGACCGACAUCACGAAUACCGGCCGGCAUAACCUGGUGCUGUAG
Molecule: messenger RNA, 1110 nt
Organism: Effrenium voratum
Lineage: Eukaryota; Dinophyceae; Suessiales; Symbiodiniaceae
Source: the annotation of a GenBank genome assembly